AUGAGAGUUGGAGCAUACUCCAAGCUCAUUAACGCCAUUGUUGAAUCUGCGCUUGUCACCUGGUUUGGUCUUGUGUUCUACGGCAUCGCAACAGUGGCCCUUCAAGGGCAUAUCACAACCAACAUGGACAUUGGAUUCGUGAUGAUAUAUGUCGUCCCGAUCAUCUUCGGGAUUUUUCAGUGUCUUAUCACUGUGAGGCUCGAGCUUGCAAGCUCUUCAAGCUUGGAGCACCUUGCGAGUGGACCUAUGCAGAAUGUCGAUGCCAGCCGCUCCAAGGGAAUUAUCGUCAGCAUCGAACAAGCGAUCACUGUUCACAAUGACCCAGGACACCCCCUGGAUGAGAAAUAUCACAACUUGGCUGCUAAAAGUGACAGUAAGUGA
This is a messenger RNA of Phanerochaete carnosa HHB-10118-sp, 381 nucleotides long. RefSeq lists its product as uncharacterized. Lineage: Eukaryota; Fungi; Basidiomycota; Agaricomycetes; Polyporales; Phanerochaetaceae. Bases 1 to 381 code for a protein of 126 amino acids. The record is from RefSeq and is a predicted model, not a curated record. The transcript has 3 exons.